GCAUAAGCAGAAAUUGUCAUUCUGCUGUCAAAUGCAAUUCUUAUUCGUAUCUUUAUCGUAUGGCGUCAUAAUAAAUUCAAAAAUAUUUUCACGAUUUAAAAAGUGCUAAUCAAAGUAACCAUGGAUUUAAACUCAAGUAUUCGAAACAAGAGCAAUCUGGAUUACGGCGAAAGUUCUAGUUUCGAUUUGAGCAACGAUCAGAAGCGCAGAAGCUCCUCCCGAUCGAUCAAACGUAAACGCUUCGACGAUGAAAUCGUAGAGUAUAGUUUGCAGCAACCUCAAUUGAAAACCGUUGGCCGCCCCCGGACUGUAUCGCAGACUUUUGCGUUUGGAUCUCCUACCGUUCCAGCAGCAACUUCCACUCUAAGCAUUCCACCGGUUUCGGUAUCACCGACAAUAGUGGAACAAAAUCUUGCGGCGCCAGUACCCCAGACUCCUUUGGCCACAGUAGCCGCCACACAACCGAUGCCCCAUCCACCGUCCCAUGGGCCGAAUCCGGCCAAUAGCUUGCUUCAACAGCUGAACUCUAACGCUUCGGUAAAUGAAAAGAAAAAAAGCUUGAAAAAUAAUAAAAAGAACAAGAAGAAGGGUGGUGGACAGACGCUUGCCACGAAAGAUUUGGGACGAUGGAAGCCAGUUGAUGAUUUAGCUUUGAUCACCGGUAUACUUCAAACCAACGACCUUCGGAUGGUGCAUCGAGGUACAAAAUUUUCCUGCAAAUUUACGAUCCAUGAAAUGCAAGCUCGAUGGUAUUCCUUGCUCUAUGAUGAACCAAUUUCGAGAAUAGCUGUGGCUGCGAUGAGGAACCUUCACCCGGAAGUAGUAGAAGCCGUGCAGAGCAAGGCAUUGUAUUCAGUUGCGGAGGAAGAGCUAUUGGGAACCAUAAAAUCAAACUCUAAUCCCACAGUGGAGACGUUCCAAGAACUUUUGGACAAAAACGCAACCGUAUUCUAUCAAGCUAGGACUGCCAAAGCUUUAUACGCUCACUGGCAGCUGAUGAAACAAUAUUCGCUCCUACCGGAUCAGUCGGUACAAUCGCUUCCGAAAAGUGACAAUAUUCUGUCAUUUUCGGAUGCUGAAGAUUUGAUUAACGACGGCGAUUUGGUUGACAACCGCGAUGACACACUGGAAACCGAGCUAGCUUUAGCCGAUCGUAAGAGCAAAAAAGAAAUACGCAGUCUGGAAAAUGAGCUGUCUCGCUGGAAUGUACUGGUAGAUUCACUGACCGGUAUCGGCUUUUCGCCUGAUUUCGAUAACCAAACACUGGCGGUUCUGCGGGGACGGCUGGUACGUUUUCUGAUGCGAUCGCGUGAAAUCGUUUUCGGACGCUCCACAAAGGAUGCCGUUGUGGAUGUGGAUUUCUCCUUGGAAGGUCCGGCAUUCAAAGUUUCUCGCAAGCAGGGUACUAUUAAAUUGCGCAGCAAUGGCGAUUUCUUCAUUACUAACGAAGGAAAACGGCCAUUGUACGUCGAUGGCGUUCCAUUGAUGUACGGUAACAAGACCAGGUUGAACAACAAUUGCGUGAUUGAGAUAUCCAAUCUAAGAUUUAUCUUCUUGAUUAACUAUGAGUUGAUUAACGCUAUUCGUCAUGAAAGUGCGAAAAUGAACAUACCCUUGAUUUAAGAUAUUUGUCAUUGCAUUGAAUGUUUUAGAAAGGUAGAGAUGAAAUAAAUGUAACUUUAAGACUAAAA
Molecule: messenger RNA, 1691 nt
Organism: Wyeomyia smithii (pitcher-plant mosquito)
Lineage: Eukaryota; Metazoa; Arthropoda; Insecta; Diptera; Culicidae
Gene: Rcd5
Product: microspherule protein 1
Exons: 3
Coding region: 121-1623 (500 amino acids)
Biological process (GO): positive regulation of transcription by RNA polymerase II
Cellular component (GO): Ino80 complex; MLL1 complex; NSL complex
Molecular function (GO): G-quadruplex RNA binding; protein binding
Source: RefSeq, a predicted model, not a curated record